AUGUCGGAAAGGCUAAGCCUGAAAUUAGGGUACGACGCGGUGAAAUGUCGUGAACGUGUACAGUUUGGCAAAUAUCGCUUCGUCAAACCUUCUGGAAACUUUGUAAUUCCCGACUUUACGUGUUGCAAAGGCUUGCAUGAAUCACAAGUAUUGGCAUCGACAUCCAAGACUUGCUUAGUAUCGUCUAUGCCCCAAAAGAAAGAAACUAUCUCGAAUAUCUCUGAUGACUUUGAUGACGAUGAAUUAUUGCGACUUGCUGAUGCAACCGAACUGGAAAAUUUUCCAACACCUACAUCAUCCAGUGCCUUCGUUGUUGAAAAUAGAGGACGUUUUGGCCAUGAAAGCGCUGUAUCAGCCAUUCCGGAUCCUCCACGAUAUGAUGAGAUGUAUCUCAAUGAUUCAUUCGAUGGUAAAGAAAUUGAGUUCCACGAUUCUCCAAAUGAUUUUUUUGAUGCUGAUAUGGAACCAGAUGAAAUAUUGCUGGUGACGAAUAAUGAAAGGCUAGUAACUUGUGACAGAAAUAUUGGCAGUGAACAACAAAGCUCUGUUGAAAUAGUAAUGCUUUCGCCAGAUUUCCCCCCUUUGAAGUCUGAGAUUACAUCACGCGCGCUACUUUAUAAUAAUGAUGUAUUCGAUGAUGAUAUGGUCGAUGAUAAUAUGGAGGUGGAAGCACAAGAAAGCAUUCAUCCUGCCUCUCAUAUGGCUGACGAAUUGGGCGAUGCACAUCUUUUGUCGUGUAAUCCGGAAAAACAAAGACACGAUAUGCAUGGUCAGUUUAGAGCCUUCCUGCAAGAUGACGGGGAUCAGUUCGAAGAUGAAAAUAAGCAUUUGGGACAGGAGUUGUGCAAUGAAAUGUAUCAUAUUUUGAAAAGCAAAUUUGGUUUCAAUCAAUUUCGCCACCGCCAGAAACAUGCUAUUAUUGCAGCUCUUCUUGGAUACGACUGUUUCAUCCUUAUGCCAACAGGAGCUGGAAAAAGUCUAUGUUAUCAGCUUCCUGCUGUUUUGUCAAAGGGUGUUACGGUUGUUAUCUCUCCUCUUAAGUCACUUAUCGAAGACCAGAAAAUGAAAAUGAAAGAGCUUGAGGUUUGUUGUUAUGCAUUGACGUCUGAGCUCAGUCAGGCUGAAUCUGAUCGAAUUUAUGGCAUGUUGAAUGAAAGCUCUCCAAAAAUAAAAUUACUUUAUGUGACUCCCGAAAAGAUAGCUGCUUCCGAGAAAUUGAAUAACGUCUUCUUUUCUUUACAUCGGAGGGGUUUGCUUACUCGGUUUGUUGUCGACGAAGCGCAUUGUGUUUCUCAGUGGGGUCAUGAUUUUCGACCUGAUUAUAGAAAACUGCAAUCUCUAAGAAGGAUGUUUACGGACCCAAUGGUGCCAAUAAUGGCUCUCACCGCUACAGCAACACCAAAAAUCGUAACUGACACCCGGGUGCAUUUGGCGAUUCAACAGAGCAAAUUAUUUAUAAGUAGUUUCGUGAGGACCAAUUUGAAGUAUGAUGUCAUCGCUAAAGGACCGCGUUCAUUAGUGAGGGUAAUGGAUCGCAUGAAAAUUUUGUAUCCGGGUAAAUCAGGAAUUAUUUAUUGCCUCUCAAGAAAAGAUUGUGAAUCGGUCUCAAAAAUGUUAGAAAAUCAGACUAUAUCUUCCGAGGUAUACCAUGCAGGAUUGAGUGAUAAGAAACGGCUUGAAGUACAAACGAAAUGGAUCAAUAAUCGAGUAGACGUCAUUUGUGCUACCAUUGCAUUUGGCAUGGGAAUCGAUAAACCAGAUGUUCGAUAUGUUAUCCAUUUUAGCAUGCCAAAAUCAAUCGAGGGAUACUACCAGGAGACCGGUCGAGCCGGACGCGAUGGCUUAAAUUCAUAUUGUGCAAUUCUUUAUAAUUAUAAUGAUUCAAUAAGAAUCAGAAAAAUGAUCGAAGGAGAGAAUAAUACACAAGGUGUACGAACGAUGCAUCUCAGUAGUGUGCUUCAAAUCGUAGCAUAUUGUGAAAAUGUUUCAAUUUGCCGGCGGAAAUUGCUAGUGGAACAUUUUGGCGAGGUUUAUGACGCAGAAGCUUGUCGUACAAGUGACUCUCCUUGUGAUAUUUGUGUCCAGCAAAUCAAAAACGCGAAUGGAUAUAAAGUUUACGAUAUGACCGAAGAGGCGAAACUUGUAGCCCAGAGUAUGCUACAUAUGCAUAAUGUUACUUUGAAGUAUCUCGCUGACUUAUAUCGUGGCCAUAUGGGACAAAAAAAAUUCGCAGAUACGGCUGUUCGGUUGGGUCAUACAAAAUAUGCAAUGUAUGGACGUGGUGUUGGGAUGCAAGAAAUGGACGCACUAAGAUUUGUCAGGAAACUGGUAAUUGAUGGCAUUAUCACGGAACAGCUUUAUAAUACGAAAUUUGAUACAACGGUUUCUUAUGCUGAAUUAACAGACCUAGGUCGGGAAUUAGCGAGUGGACGCAGCAGGAUGAAGGUCUAUCUUCACAUAUCAAAUCAGCCAGACAGUGGUCGACGUUCUAAUGGAAUGGAAGUAACAGCACUAAUGUCGAUAAAUAGUGUCAGUGAAGUAGAGGCUCUGAAGGAAAAACAUAUGGUGAAGCAUGCGGACUUGUUUAGCAAGUGUAAAGGAGAUCUUUUACGAUUAUUUUCUGACAUUGCAUCUGCAGAGGGUCUUAGCAAUCAUCAGCCUAUUAUUAAUUCCGAAGGUAUUGAACAAAUAGCAGCAUUAAUGCCUCGUACGUAUUCCGAUCUCUUGCAAAUUGAUAGCAUGACCGCGCGAAAGGCUGAACGAUAUGGGGCUCAGAUCAUGUGCAUGCUAAAGGAAUACUGGAAUGAAUUAGAUGCACGUGAGGAGAAUGAAAUCAAACGACAGUUGAAUCAUAUGAAUAUGAAUAAAGAUAUUGUCGGCGGUUUCAGGGACAUACAAAUAGAUGGUAUAAUUGUCCCAACUUCAGUAUCGAAUUCACAAAUAGUUUCUGGUCGCGGAAAAUAUAUGCCUUACUUCGGAACGCCAGCUCGUUCUGUUCAAAGCGGAAGUAGACGAGGCAAAGUUCGCAAGAGAGGAUUCAACGGAUCACAAACGUCUAAUUCGUCAAGAGGUUCAACUCGCUCUAGACAUGGGUGGAAGAAAACUAUGUCUCGUACAAUGAAGGCACCUAUAAAUCGAUCACUUUUUCCAAAUCUGUGA
Molecule: messenger RNA, 3159 nt
Organism: Cercopithifilaria johnstoni
Lineage: Eukaryota; Metazoa; Nematoda; Chromadorea; Rhabditida; Onchocercidae
Source: the annotation of a GenBank genome assembly